Messenger RNA from Lactuca sativa (garden lettuce), 885 nucleotides. RefSeq lists its product as uncharacterized. Lineage: Eukaryota; Viridiplantae; Streptophyta; Magnoliopsida; Asterales; Asteraceae. The record is from RefSeq and is a predicted model, not a curated record. Gene Ontology annotation, molecular function: zinc ion binding; nucleic acid binding.
AUGAAUUUUAUGAAAACAAAUGACAAAUCUGGAAGCAACCAAGAAGGGAAGUGGUACGACCAGUGCAUGAAGAAGCAUUUUGAAGAUUAUGCCAUUUGCUUCAAGUGUAAGAAUCUAAGGCAUAUUUCCGCAAAUUGCACUAUGAAAGGAAGAUUGUGUUUUAAUUUUGGAGAGAAGGGACACAUGAAGGUGGAGUUCCCAAAAGCAAAGAAGGUGAUCUUGGGGAUCUUGCCACCAAAGCCCAAGGGUCGGAGCUACCAGAUGACCCUCAACGAGGCUAAGGAAGAAUCCGAUAUUGCUUCACAUACAUUCUUAGUUAAUAAAAUUCUUGUAAACAUAGUAUUUGAUUCUAGAGCAGAUCAUUCAUUUAUAUCGCAUGAAUUUGGUAGGAAACUUAGACUAUCACCUCUUAGACUAAGUACCCCUAUCUUAGUAGAAUUAGUUGGUGGUAGGAAUAUACCUUUUAGAAAUAGGUUAGAGGUUGUAACUAUCGAUGUAUAUGGGAAUGAAUUCCGUCAAGAGCUUUUACCUUUUGAGUUAAGUGAGUUCGAUGUCAUUCUCAGCAUGGAUUGGUUAGGAGAGAACCUCGCAAACAUCAUGUGUAGACGGAAGAUGGUGUACAUCACUCCACCUAAAAGAAAGCCAGUCAUCGUUUACAGAGAUAAAAGUAGAGUGAAGCUUAGAAUCAUCACGAUGAUGAAGGCCAAAAGUUGCUUAUCGAAUGGAUGUUUGGCAUUCCUAGCAUACGUAAUUGAUGCGAAGAAGGAGAAAAAGGCAAAGAUUGAUAUACAUGUGGUGCGAGACUUUCCUGAGGUAUUUAUAGAUGAAUUACCAGGAUUACCACCAGAGAGAUUGGUAGAAUUCGAAAUCGACUUGUUGCCAUGA